AAAUCCACCACCAGGUGCACAACCGGAAUCACCAACUGCCAGAACCAUCAACCCAAACUUGGGCAGCGAGACAGAAGUUGGACGACGGCGAACGUUACUUAUUUGAUACCCCCACACAAACUCUGCGAGCCACGGCACACUUUCUCUUCGCUUUGCCUUCUGCCCGCGGCUUGGACGUCGACGUCGCAAUCGGAAAAGCUAGCCAUCCAUAAAUCGAACCCCUCCAUACAGCGCAAGAACGUCCCGAGUGACGAAACACCGCAAUCAUGGCGACCACAGUUGACAAGAUCAAAGAUAUCGAGGCCGAAAUGGCCAAGACCCAAAAGAACAAGGCUACGUCCUUCCAUUUGGGUCAACUGAAAGCCAAGCUCGCCAAGCUCAAGCGUGAGCUCUUGACGCCCUCGGGUGGUGGCGGCGGCGGCGGUGCCGGCUUCGACGUUGCGCGUACGGGUGUCGCGAGUAUCGGCUUCAUCGGCUUCCCGUCCGUGGGAAAGAGUACCCUAAUGAGCAAGUUGACGGGCCAGCACUCCGAGGCCGCGGCGUACGAGUUCACGACGUUGACGUCCGUUCCGGGUCAGGUCACUUACAAUGGUGCGCCGUUGCAAAUCAUUGAUUUGCCGGGUAUCAUUGAAGGAGCCAAGGACGGCCGCGGUCGUGGUCGCCAGGUCAUCGCCGUCGCAAAGACGUGCCAUCUCAUCUUCAUCGUCCUCGACGUCAACAAGCCCCUGACGGACAAGCGUGUCAUCGAGACGGAACUCGAAGGCUUCGGCAUCCGCAUCAACAAGUCGCCGCCAAAUAUCACCUUCAAGAAGAAGGAAAAGGGCGGCCUCAACAUUACGAGCACCGUGCCCCUCACCCACAUUGACCACGACGAGAUCAAGGCCGUCAUGAACGAGUACCGCAUCAACUCGGCCGACAUUGCCAUCCGCUGCGACGCCACCGUUGACGACCUCAUUGACGUUCUCGAGGCGAGGAGCAGAAACUACAUCCCCGUCAUCUACGUCCUCAACAAGAUUGAUGCCAUCAGUAUCGAGGAGCUCGACUUGCUCUACCGUAUCCCGAACGCCGUGCCGAUCAGUUCGGAGCAGGGAUGGAACAUUGAUGAGCUGAUGGAGGCAAUGUGGGAUAAGCUCAAGCUGGUUCGCGUUUAUACGAAGCCAAAGGGCAAACUGCCAGAUUACUCUCAGCCCGUCGUGCUCCGUUCAAACAGGUGCACGGUCGAAGAUUUCUGUAACCAAAUUCACAGGAGUAUCCUUGAACAAUUCAAGACCGCCAUUGUGUACGGCAAGUCCGUAAAGCAUCAGCCUCAGCGCGUCGGUCUAUCUCACGAGCUAGCCGACGAGGAUAUCGUCACAAUCGUCAAGCGCUGACGAACGCGGCGACGAGCUAAAACUCGGCGGCGCAUGGCGGCCGUUUGUCGUCAUGCUUCUCCCCACGCCGCCUCAAGAUGCCUUGCCUGGCCCAAGGAGAAACAAGCCCAGCCCAGCCCAGACCCAGACUUUCAGCCCGCCUUCGGGGUCCUCCUCGUCCGCAGACCCCCAUUUUGGCGAAGGGAACACAAAAUUCAAGCCACUUGCCUCUUUCCUCCGCCAUCAUCCCCCCUCCACGCCCCCUUCCCUCCAAGUUACCUGCCGCGAUCUUACUCGAGUCCCGAUUCCAUGGCAUCGUGUGCAAACUAGAAAGAAAAAUAGGAGAAGGACGCUACCCUACCUCCUUUCAAAAGCCAAAAUUGAAACGAAAGGAACCGACCGACCCCUACUGCAUCUUACGCGCGUAAGCUCUAAGCCAAGGCCGGGAAACACAAUGGCACUGUUUGGUUGCGACUCUCUCUCCUUUUUUCUAAGGAACAAGGCUGAGCUGAGCGAGUGAGAAGAGUGUGUGGGGUUUUUUGCAGUCUUGGUACGCUACCUACUUUUCCUUACCGAGCAUGGGAUGUGGGAAUGUGUGUUGGCCGCAAGCAGACAUUUCGUGGCGGGUGGGGGAAAAGGGGGAGGUUAGAGAUCCCCCCCCUUUGAUGGGCGGCGUCGAGGCAUCUUCCCUGCUCUCUAUCUUGUUUUCUUGCCGCCGAGAUUUCGAUGGGAGACGGGAGCUGCGGAGGGAUGGAUGGAAGGAUGUGUUUGACGGGGAUCAAGGGCGAUGUUGGUUUCUGCAGUCCAGGCAAGCGUUUAUACGGUAUCACCAUGCUACUUUUUGCAUUACAGAGGAGAGAGAGAGGAAGAUAAAGAGGUGAAAAGGAAGGGAGGAAAAAGGAGUGGUGGGAGUUCAGGCUUGCAACAAAAAAAAAAAGUGAUUUGUUCUCAAUCAAAACGGCCUCUGGCAGCAGAGA
Colletotrichum scovillei is the source of this 2326-nucleotide messenger RNA. Its product is annotated as putative TGS domain-containing protein. The record is from RefSeq and is a predicted model, not a curated record. Gene Ontology annotation, cellular component: cytoplasm. The coding region runs from base 267 to 1370 and encodes 367 amino acids. Gene Ontology annotation, biological process: cytoplasmic translation. NCBI's taxonomy places the organism in Eukaryota, Fungi, Ascomycota, Sordariomycetes, Glomerellales, Glomerellaceae. The transcript is spliced from 7 exons. Gene Ontology annotation, molecular function: GTPase activity; GTP binding.